Cotesia glomerata is the source of this 5378-nucleotide messenger RNA. It is a transcript of the gene Nhe2, whose product is annotated as probable Na(+)/H(+) antiporter nhx-9. The coding region runs from base 812 to 4063 and encodes 1083 amino acids. Gene Ontology annotation, cellular component: membrane. NCBI's taxonomy places the organism in Eukaryota, Metazoa, Arthropoda, Insecta, Hymenoptera, Braconidae. Gene Ontology annotation, molecular function: sodium:proton antiporter activity. The record is from RefSeq and is a predicted model, not a curated record. The transcript is spliced from 15 exons. Gene Ontology annotation, biological process: sodium ion transport; proton transmembrane transport; regulation of pH.
AACAGGCUCGAAGAAGAAGAGAAGCCUCAGUGGCGCCGCGCAACCCGUCGGCACCGAUUCUUAUUUAUGGGUUUUCAUUUAUUUAUUUACACAAUAAUAAUUACCUCGGUGCCUCUUUGCACUGUGUUUUAAUAGUUGUACAUUUAAAAUCAAAGUAAUUAUGUCAUCGUGAUAAAAAUGACACCAUCAGCAGCUUCUGUAUGAUAAACAGUUACUUCAGUAUAACUAGGAGAGUAGUAACAGCACUUGCCGCAGCAGUGGUGAUGGUCGUUACAAAGUGACUCGGGGUUGUUGGAGUUUUUAAAUACGAAUAAAAAAGGUCACAUGCGUUUAGUGGGUGUACGAUUACCAUGAAACCAAGGGGUCUUGUGUUGAGGAAACAGUCUCGUCGAAUUAUUAUCGAGUCAUCUGGCUCCUCAGCAUUAUCAUCAUCAUCAUCAUCAAGUACUAAAGAGGAGAACGAAGACGCAGCGAUGUUUAAAGAGCGUCGCUUACGCGUCACUUGUUAUAUCUGAAUUAUUUUUAUUUAGUAUUAAAUACAUAUUUCUUCAUCAGUGAUUUUAUUUUCUUGAGUUAUUUUUGCGUGUCGCUCCUGAAUUGUAAGAAAAUAAAUAAAUAUUAGUUAUUUUUAUUUAAUUUAAAAUAACUAACUCGAUAAAGUAAUUGACGAAUUAAUAAAUAAUUAAUUUAAAUGAAAUAAUAAAAUAAAAUAUAAAAAUUUUAAAAAUUACCAAGAAGAUAAUGAGUGAAUAGUGUCCACUGCCUGGGAGCGUAUGCUGCGCAUACCCCAACAACCCACGUGAAAAAUAAAAUGGCAACCCAUGAAAAGAGUACUCCGUGUGUUUUGACACUGGUGUUGUUAUUGUUUGCGAGUGAUGUACUGCAUUGCGCAGCACGCUCGUACGACGACACCAGACGACUGGGCUCCUCCGGAGAUGAUAAUAAUGAUGGCUCGAUGAUCCAAGUACUGCCAAUGCACGGGCCCAGCGCUGAUAAUCAUGAUCUUCCUCAGGAUUUGGGAAAACCGUAUCCUGGGAAGAGCUUCGGACCCAUGGGACCCAUCGAUCGCACUUUCCUCGACGAAUCGCUUCGCAACCUAGAGAGCGGUGACGACGGUGGUAUUGUCGGUGGUGAUAAUGCUAAUUCUAAUCAAAAUUCAAAUGGGAAUGCUAAUGUUGGUGGGCACGCCAAGAAGCGAGAGUACAAAGUAUUUAGCGUUGAGUUUCAUCGAGUUGAAACACCGUUCAUUAUUGGGAUCUGGAUAUUCUUCGCCAGCCUUGCUAAGAUUGGUUUUCACAUGGCACCUAAAUUCAGCAAGAUGUUUCCCGAAUCCUGUCUACUUAUUGUCGUGGGAGUUGUUAUUGGUGUCCUGCUGUUCCAUGCAAGCAGCGUACAUGUAUCACCACUUACACCGGAUACAUUCUUCCUCUAUAUGCUUCCUCCUAUAAUACUUGAUGCUGGUUAUUUUAUGCCCAACCGAUUGUUCUUCGACCACUUGGGAACCAUCUUGUUAUUUGCUGUUAUUGGAACUAUAUUCAAUACUCUGUCGAUAGGUGCAACACUCUGGGUUUUAGGAAAGAGUGGUCUUUUUGGUUUUACAACACCACUUCUCGACAUGUUCCUUUUUUCUGCACUAAUAAGCGCCGUUGAUCCAGUCGCAGUGCUUGCUGUCUUUGAAGAAAUUCACGUCAAUGAAAUUCUUUACAUCGUUGUCUUUGGAGAAAGCUUAUUAAAUGAUGCUGUCACUGUUGUGUUGUACCAUAUGUUUGAAACAUACAGCGAAAUGGGUCCAUCAAGAAUAACAUACAUGGAUCUACUAUCAGGACUAGGAUCGUUUUUAGUAGUAGCCAUCGGCGGAACAAUAAUUGGUGUAAUAUGGGGCUUAGCUACCGGGUUCGUAACACGUUUUACCAAUCAAGUACGCGUGAUCGAGCCCAUCUUUAUCUUCGUCAUGGCCUAUCUGGCUUACCUUAAUGCUGAGAUAUUUCACAUGUCUGGAAUCCUCGCCAUUACUUUCUGCGGUAUAACCAUGAAGAACUACGUUGAAGCUAAUAUCUCCCACAAAUCUCACACCACUGUCAAAUACACUAUGAAGAUGCUGUCAAGUAGCUCUGAGACAAUUAUAUUUAUGUUUCUGGGUGUUGCGACAGUAAAUAACAGGCAUGAUUGGAAUACGUGGUUUGUCGUUAUGACUAUUGUACUGUGUUCAGUCUAUCGGAUUGUCGGCGUAAUGGUACUCACGGCAGUGGCUAAUCGAUUCCGGCUGCAUAAACUGGACAAGGUAGAAAAGUUCGUGAUGUCGUACGGAGGGUUGCGUGGGGCCGUGGCAUUCGCCUUGGUUCUUCUCAUCGACCCGAAACACGUGCCUCUGCAGCCAAUGUUUGUAACAACAACUAUCGCCGUAAUUUAUUUCACUGUUUUCAUUCAGGGUAUAACAAUUAAGCCAUUGGUAAAAAUAUUAAAUGUUAAAAGAGCUGAGAGACGGAAACCGACCAUGAAUGAAAGGAUACAUGAGAGAAUUAUGGAUCAUAUAAUGGCUGGUGUCGAGGACAUUCUCGGAAAACACGGAAAUUAUCAUUUAAGGGAUAAAUUCAAAAGGUUCGAUAAUAAAUUUAUACGUCCGUACUUGGUGCGAAAUCAUUACGGUGCUGAGCCAAAAAUAUUGGAAACAUAUUCUAAGCUCGCGAUGAAAGAUGCAAUGGAUUACAUAAGAAGAAAUGCCUCAACAAUUGGAAAUAUAAGCGGGACUGAGAGCAUGUCGGCGAUAUUCCGAAACUACAGCAAUCCUGGACAAUUUAAUUCAAGGUGGGCAGUCCAGAAGAAAUUGAAAAUAAGUCAACACCGUGUGACACCGUUAUUAGCUAAGGGAAGUACAUGUUCCAGUAAUUUUCCUUUUGUUCAUUCAAGUCCAAGUUGCAGUCAACUCGAGGCUGGGUGGAACAUUGACCUGCAGGAACUCGAGUACUACCCCUCAAAGAAAGACUUGACAGACGCUAAGAUCCAUCACUUGCUUGCUGAAGAACUCUGCAAGCCGUACAAACGGACUUACGUGUUUCAGCAUCGCCGACUGAGCUAUAGUCGUCACGCAGUUAACGAUCGUGAUUUAUCAACACAAGUCAAUUAUAAAAUGCACAUGAACAUUCGUCGGAUGAUGGGUGAGCACAAACACCGACACAAACGCAGUAAAAAAAUACUCAAGGACGGUAGUAAGCAAAAUCACGUGAGUUUUCCUGAGCUUCAGCAACAAAAUGGUUCAACCAAGCUUUUUUCUCCAGAUUAUAUAGAUGGUGAUUUGUACAAACUUGAAGACGAAGAAGAAGAUAAACCAACACGUGAUCCAGACUGGGAUUCAGCGAUUACUUUUACAGCUCGAACUUCAGAUUCUAAUCAAUACGGUGAGGGUUCACGAUGUGAUAAUGGCCAUAGUGAUGAUGAUACUGAUGACGAUGACAACACAGAAUGCGGGAUGAUGCGACGACAUCGUGGUGAAUCUGAAGGUGAGUCAUUUCGAGUAACAACACCAACGGCCACUGAAACAAUGUUACCAUGGAAACGCGAGGACGAUUAUGAAGAUUCUGCAAGGCCGGUUAAGCAAAAUGAAUUUCCGGCUUGGUGUUCUAACAAAGAAUACCUGGCUUACAGCUCACCGUCAGCGACAUUUCUGGGUGGAAUUGAGCAACCAAAAGUACAAUCCGUUAUUGGUCUCUUUCGUAAAGAUAGCGGUGGAAGUCCAGACCUCGCGGGUUACCGGGAUCUGGAUGAGAGUGAUGAAUUCGCGGGGAUGGGUUUUACAAAUGGAACUUUUUCACCGAGAACUUCAGAUAAAUUGAGUAAAGUUAAACGACGAGGAUCAAUGAUGGAGCUAAGUUCUGCAGAGUCAAUACACAAAGAAAAAGUAAAUAACAAUGGCUCGCAUUCGUUGCCAGAGUACUGGAACUCACAAAGGUUACGUCUACAACAAUCCCAAACAACUUUUCCAUGUUCAACGGCAAAUGCUCCGAGUUUAUCGACAGCACUUAUAUCCUCGUCUACAGAAUCGUCCGAGGAUUAUGAAGAGGAUUGACCGUGGAUAGAACUGACGUCUUCUUCCUACGAGGAACGUCCACACCGAGAAAGUGACCUUUGUUCGGUUCUGUCGGGAUUAUUCCGCCGGCCGAGUGCUCCUGUCUAAAUAAAAUUAAAUUAAUAAAACAAAAUAAACAACAACAAACAAACAAACAAACCAAAAAAAAAAAUAAAAAAAGACAAAGCCACACAGAUGAAUAUUUUUUCACAUUGCGGACUCGCGGGAACUUUUAAAACACUGCUGACUAAAAAAUAAAUAUAAAUAAAAAAAAAAAUGAAAAAUAACUAAUAAAAAGGAGAAAAAAUCAAGUAACUCGAUGCAGUAAACGUUUAAUGAGAAUUUACUUAAUUUAAUUAACGCCGUAAUUAAACGAGGUUUUUUUUAAACUUUGAAUAAUAUAAAAUAAAACGCGAAUAACUUUUAUUUUGCAUUGGAAUUGUAAAAAGAACUAAUUAAUUAACAAAUGGAAUUUUAUUUAAUGAUAUUAAAUUUAAUUAUCGAGCGAAGUAUAUGGAUUUUAAGUUUUAAUAAAAGUUUGUCAGUUUGUAUAAUAAUAAUUUUAAAAUAAUGACGCUGUGGACCGCUUUGACAUGGGUGCCUUCUAUACAAACACGCUGUUUGAUUAAUGAAGUUCACUAUUAGGACAAUGAUGGCAACGACUGUAACUAAAUGAUAAUACUCGAUAAAAUAAAAGUAGGUAAUGCUGAAUAAGUUGAUGGAAAGAAGCUAAAUUUGCUCUGAGAGCACAGAAUGAAAAUGACCGAAAGCCAUAUCAUACAAUUAAAAAAAAAAAAAAAAAAAAAAAAAAAAAAAAAUGGUGUAACAUUUAUUAGACUUGGAUCAAUAAAUAAUAAGGCUUCGGUUUGAAUUUUCUAAUACCUCUCACAUCGCCCGGAUAACGUCAGUUAUAUUUUUAGUCAAUUUUAGGAUUAAAUAAGUGUAUCACUCAAUGGUACAAUUAAGACAAACAUUGAAUAAUAAAAAGAGUACAACAAGUUGGUUAAUUUUCCUGGGUAAAUUAGUAGGAAAUUUAAAGCAGCCAAUUUGAUGAAAAAGAUUUAAAAACGAAUUGUGUAAUAAUUGUAAUUAUUUAUUGUUUAUUGUCAACGACGGUGUCUCGUGUGGGAGCGGUCGUGUGUGACUGAGUGAACGGAUUUAAAUUGUAGAUAAUAUAAAUAAAUUAAAAUUGAAAAUGAUAAGUUAAAAUAAUAAAAAAGUAAAUAGUGAAAUUUAGACUACACCAUCAGUGACUAGAAUCUGCUGGAGAUAUCUUUACGCUGUUGAUUUGUUAAAUAAAUGUUUUAUUUCAUAA